This is a messenger RNA of Nelumbo nucifera (sacred lotus), 1047 nucleotides long. Its product is annotated as Thioredoxin superfamily protein. Lineage: Eukaryota; Viridiplantae; Streptophyta; Magnoliopsida; Proteales; Nelumbonaceae. Gene Ontology annotation, molecular function: oxidoreductase activity. The record is from RefSeq and is a predicted model, not a curated record.
ACCUACCAAGCUUAUUGAAAAUCUAUAAAAAGAAUUUCAUUGAAGAUCCUUCCCGACCUAGUACUUAGUUUAAUGCGUUCUCUCUCUUCAGCUUCAGCCCUCUCCUUUUCUAACUUCACUGUUCCGAGAUACACAAGAUUCAUGGCUCAAUUAGAAGAUAACAACGCCGGGAAGAAACUCAUUCAAAUUGAUGUCAGUUCAGACACUGUCUGCCCAUGGUGUUUUGUUGGCAAAAGAAAUCUGGAUAAAGCUAUAACUUCAUCAAAGGAUAAAUUUGAUUUUGAGAUUAGAUGGCAUCCAUUUUUCCUUAAUCCUUCUGCCCCAAAAGAAGGAGUUAACAAGGCAGAAUUUUACAGAAGCAAGUUUGGAUCUCGGGCUGAACAAAUUAAAGCUCGGAUGACGGAGGUAUUUCGGGAUCAUGGCCUUGAUUAUGACAUGUCUGGGCUUACGGGGAAUACUUUGGACAGUCACAGGCUCAUAGCAUUUGCCAGACACCAGGGUCCUGAUAAGCAGCGUGCUCUUGUGGAGGAAUUGGGUUUGGGCUACUUCACACAGGGAAAGUAUAUAGGAGAUCGGGAAUUCCUUGUAGAAUGUGCUAGAAAGGCUGGAGUAGAGGGAGCAGCAGAGUUCCUUGAAGAUCCAAACAAUGGACUCAAAGAGGUUUACGAAGAGCUGGAGCAGUAUUCUGCAAACAUUACUGGCGUCCCAUACUUUGUGAUAAAUGGGAAACACAAGCUGGAUGGAGCCCAAUCGCCUGAGGUCUUCCUGAAAGCUUUUCAAGUAGCUGCUGACAAUAGCUAGCUUAUGGUUUCUAUUCUUUUAAUUCUGUAUUAGAGAAGAAACUUGCUUGCCUAUUCCGAAGACCUAUUCUGAAGAUAAAAUGGCUUGUUGGUGUACCAUUCUACUUACCUACAUUGUCAAAAACUUUGAACCUUAUCAGAUGUGUUGGUACUAAAUUCAUGGUAUAUAGGGGAUUGGCUUUGCUAGCCGGAAUAAAUGUACGACUGACCCAUAAAUGGAUUAUCCUGAUAAAUUAAUUUGUUUUCA